Messenger RNA from Aureobasidium melanogenum CBS 110374, 981 nucleotides. RefSeq lists its product as uncharacterized. Bases 1 to 981 code for a protein of 326 amino acids. The record is from RefSeq and is a predicted model, not a curated record. NCBI's taxonomy places the organism in Eukaryota, Fungi, Ascomycota, Dothideomycetes, Dothideales, Saccotheciaceae. The transcript has a single exon.
AUGCCACCGCCUAUCGCUGGCCUGCUUGAGCGAAAAGAAGACAUCAAACAAUGGAUCUGUGAGGAUGACUUGACCGUGCUCCAAGUCAUCGACAAGCUGAAAACUGAACACAAUGUCAUCUGUCAAAAGCGCACACUCGAGCGCUGGCUCAGGACAUGGAAGUUCUCCAGACGUAAUAAGCUGGACAAGCCUGCAUUGCACGAAGAAUUGACAAGACUCUUCCGCGGCCCGCACAUGACUGAUGAAGCCAUCUGCAAUCUCCUAAGUGAAUCUGGCUAUGUCGUCACCCGUCGCUAUGUCAUGGACACCAGAAAGAAACUCGGUCUCCACAAGCGCAUUCGUCCAGAGACAAGCGAGCAAGACCUACUUAAGACCAUCAACGAUCUGCUCAUCCAAGAGUAUAAGAAUGAAGAAGUUCUGAAAAUGCAUCGCGGCGAGCUGUACACGUAUCUUCGCCACAAGUAUCCUGACCUCAACAUCAUCGGAAGAGAUCGUGUUUACAACAUUGCCCGUGAGAUGAACCCUCAGCUGGCCCGACGCUACCCCAAGGGCCAUCCUUUGUAUCAAGGCCGUCCAUACAAGCUGACUGGCAAAAGGCUGGCCGCAAAGCUGGCUAAGGAUGCCGCCGAUGCAAACCUCAACCCUCCUGCUGACCAUGCUCAAGAUGAUCCUGCUUCAUAUGACACGACACACCCAUCUCCAUCAAUACACGGCUACGAUGUCGCUCAACCGCAUGAUACUGUUGUCGAUCGUUCGGUUGCCGUCCAAGACCCUCAGGCUGUCCCUGGCGACACACCUGCUUCUACCACCCAUCAGGCUUUGCACCCAUCCCUGAGACUCGAGUCUCUCGAGAAGGAGAACAAUGUUCUACAUCAAAGGCUGCAACAGCAAGAAGCAGAGAUACAGUAUAUGCGCCAAGCAUACCACGACCUCAUGCAAAGAUUCUCCAAUGUGCCUGCUCCCAAUUCUUUCCCGAGUUGA